This is a messenger RNA of Melanotaenia boesemani (Boeseman's rainbowfish), 2735 nucleotides long. RefSeq names its product X-ray repair complementing defective repair in Chinese hamster cells 5 (gene xrcc5). Bases 142 to 2322 code for a protein of 726 amino acids. NCBI's taxonomy places the organism in Eukaryota, Metazoa, Chordata, Actinopteri, Atheriniformes, Melanotaeniidae. Gene Ontology annotation, molecular function: DNA helicase activity; damaged DNA binding; telomeric repeat DNA binding. Gene Ontology annotation, biological process: telomere maintenance; double-strand break repair via nonhomologous end joining; cellular response to gamma radiation. The transcript has 21 exons. The record is from RefSeq and is a predicted model, not a curated record. Gene Ontology annotation, cellular component: Ku70:Ku80 complex; nucleus.
GAAAAAUUUACGUCAACUUUCGAAGGUGGCGGGGGGACGAUCCAAGCCGCAAACAGGAACUUUGUUGUGCAGUAGUCUUCUGUUUCUUUCCGGAGCCAAAGCAGAGUAACACACAGUUAUUGGAAGAGGGAAAUAGAGAAAAUGGCAGGUGCUAAAUCAGCUCUGGUGUUGUGCAUGGAUGUGGGCUUUUCCAUGUCUAACUCCGGUCCCGGUGAGGAGCCCCCUUUUGACCUUGCCAAAAAGGUUAUUCAGAAGUUUGUUCAACGACAGGUUUUUGCAGAGACUAAAGAUGAGCUGGCUUUAGUUCUGUUUGGCACAGACUCCACCAAAAACCCUCUGGACCAGGAUGACCAAUACCAGAACAUCACGGUUCAGCGUCAUCUAAUGAUACCAGACUUUGAGCUUCUGGAGGAGAUUGAACAUCAGAUCCAUCCAGAAAAUCAGCAGGCUGACUGGCUGGAUGCACUUGUGGUCUCCAUGGAUCUUCUUCAAGGGGAAACUCAGGGGAAGAAGUUUGAUCGUCUUAUCAUUGUCCUUCUGACUGACCUCAACACCCGGGCCAGCCCAGACAACCUGGAUGUUAUUAUUGAAAAUCUGAAGCAAGCUGGCAUCACCCUUCAGUUUUUUCUCCCUUUUCCUGUGGAGGAUGAAGCGGAGGGCCAAGGGGAUGGGGAUAGAACAGGCCCUGAUCACCCUGGUUCAGGCAAAGGUCUGUCCAGGGAACAGAAGAGUGGCCUGGAUAUGGUGAAACACAUUAUGCUAAGCCUGGAUGAGGAGAGCCUGGACGAAAUUUACACUUUCAGGAACGCAAUCGAGCAACUGUGUAUGUUCAAGCGUAUUGAGAGACGACCAAUGGCUUGGCCCUGUCAGUUGACUAUUGGCAGCUCUCUUUCCAUUCGUGUUGUUGGUUACAAAGCAGUGACUGAAGAGAAACUGAAAAAAACCUGGAUUACAGUUGAUGCUCAAAGCAACCAAAAAGAUGAUGUGAAGAGAGAGACGGUGUACUGCCUGGAUGAUGAUAAUGAGACAGAGGUGCAGAGGGAUGACACCAUUCAAGGUUUUCGUUAUGGAAGCGACAUUGUUCCCUUCUCCAAAGUUGAUCAAGAGCAAAUGAAAUACAAGCAUGAUGGGAAGUGCUUUUCUGUACUGGGCUUUACCAAACAGAACCUGGUACUUCGCCAUCAGUUCAUGGGAACGCAGGUCGUCAAGGUUUUUCCUGCCAAAGAUGAUGAGCAUGCAGGAGUGGCCCUGUCGGCUCUAAUCCGUGCACUGGAUGAACUCAAAAUGGUAGCCAUUGUACGUUAUGCCUAUGACCGGCGCAGCAACCCACAAGUGGGUGCAGCUUUCCCAUGUAUCAAGCAGGACUAUGAGUGUCUCAUCUACAUCCAGCUUCCCUUCAUGGAAGACCUGAGAGAGUUUACGUUUCCUUCUCUUGACAACAACAAAAAGUUUACUCCAUCAGAUGCACAACUGUCAGCAGUGGACUCUCUUAUUGACUCUAUGAUGCUGGUAGAAGAUGAGAAUGGAGAACAAAAGGACCUGUUCAAACCCCACCUCAUUCCCAACCCUGCUUUCCAGAGGCACUUCCAGUGUCUGCAUCAUCGAGCAGUAAACCCUGGCACCCCUCUUCCCCCCAUGGAGCCAUGGAUGAAAACUGCUGUUGAUCGCCCUGAGGUCAUUGAUGAACGCUGCCAAACCCCACUAGAGGAGAUAAAGAAGGUGUUUCCUCUCACUGAAGUGGAGAAGAAAAAGAAACUCAAGACUAGUGCUCAGGUUUUUGGCAAAGACUCUGAGGAGCCAGAUGCCAAGAAGGCAAAAACAGAUGAAGCAGAGGAGGAGGAGGAGGAGUACAACCUGGCUAAUAUCGCCGAAGGCUCUGUUUCUUCAGUGGGAAGUGUGGAUCCAGCCCGAGAUUUCCGUGCUCUGAUCAGACAGAAGAAUCUUCCGUUCGGAGAGGUCUGUCAGCAACUGACUCACAGGAUAGAGCAGUUGCUUAGCAACAAGAGCACACACUACUACAUGAAAAGCAUCACCUGUAUCCAGGCUUUUAGAGAGCAGUCCAUUAAGCUGGGUAACGCUGAUCUGUACAAUAGCUACCUCCAAUCCCUGAAAAGGAGCAUUCCCAACAGAAGCCUAGAGGUCUUCUGGGAUCUGCUUGUUCAAGAUGCUUUAACUUUAAUCAGCAAGGAUGAGGUUGAAGGAAGCACAAUUUCCAAAAACGAAGCUAAUCAGUUUUUAGUGGCUGAGGAGAAGAAAAAGGAGGAAGCUGCUCCACCAGCUGAUGAUACUGGAGAUGUUGAUGACUUGCUGGACAUGAUGUGAGAAGAAACUCCAGAGGAGUGUCUGCAGAAAUCUGAGGAAUGUGAUCUUUGAAUCCAGCUAGACCGCCCAGUUCAGCCGUCCAUUGCUCUGGAUCCAACUUGGAGGCCCAUGAUACUUUAUAACUGGUGAUAAUAAGUAACUGCAUACACACUGCAUAGAAAAGGGUGCAAGUCAGCUGUACUGUUAACAAAUAUUUUGUAAGUAAUUCUCUGUAGAACUGAUAAGUAGACCAGGCCAAGGGCUUUAAGUCAAGUUUUGAAUGUUUACAUUAAUUAAAUUUCACAACUCUCUUCUGAUUUCUUUAGAGUUUGCGGUAAUGUUGGGUACAGUAGUGCUUCAAACUCAUAAUUUACAUGCACUAAAAAACCAAUUGAACAGAAGACAGCAGCACCACAGUGUCCAGCAAACUGCAG